GUUUUUCAGUGUCCAAAGUUGUAAGUGCAUAGCUAUGGCUAUGAUGAUGUCCGAAGUGUCUAUGGAUGAUGCUCCACAGAGCGGGGCUUCAGUGGCCUUGGUCUUUGCUUUCACUUGCUUCUGGGCGGAUUCUUGCCUUAUUUGCCUUGGGCUGAACUUCAUCCCCGGACUGGUGACAAUGCUGAGCCUGGCAUGUCUCAUAGUCGUGUGCCGCAUCGUGGUGCCUGCGAAUCACAGCGAAGAAGAUGAAGAGCAACCCGCAAAUCUUCCUCGCAAGCAGGUUUGGGCCUCAGUGAACCUCGCCAGCCUGAAUGCGAGCCCUCCGGACUUUCACCUCGUCCAGUUCCAUCGACCUGCCGGUAGUUCCGAACAGCUUAUGAAAACAGUGCUCUGGCAAGUAUCGGUGCCUUCAGCAAAGGCACCAUGCGAACAGCUGACCUGCAGCUGCUGUAUGGAUGAUUUCAGACCUACGGAUCCUUUGGCACUGUUACCGUGCGGACACGUCUUCCACGAGGAGUGUGUGAUGAAGUGGUUCCUUACCGACGCGUCCGCGGGUGCAUGCACAAUGCACUUGGCGGAGCGGGCGUACUUGAUCGGCUCUGACAUGCCUGACUUCCUGGGUAGGAAGUUGCUCACAGUGGAGAGGACGAAGAACGUUGUUGGUGCAACUAGCUUGAAGGAAAAUGCGCUGCCCUUCGCAAGCCACGCGUGGACUGGAUGUGCUGCAGCCUUUGGCUUGCAGAAGAUUGGCUGCCAGGAGAUUACUCUCUGGAUUAGUUUGACUUGCUUCCUGUGCUUGUCAGCUCGCAUGCUCACCCUGAGCGCCUCCGAGCCAGACUUGCCAGAGUUUGGCAGCUUCAGACCUCGAAGGCAAGUGUGGUCUUCCAUGAAGUUCUCCACUACAAACAUGCCUCCGCCGCAGUUCCACCUUAUUCAGUUUGAUAAGCCCUUCAGUGACGCCAGCCGACCAGUGAAAACUGUACUGCGGAAAGUGUGCGUACCAGCAGAACCUCGAGUGGUUCCGCAGCUGACCUGUGCAUGCUGUUUGGAUGAUUUCUCGACAAACGACCUGGUGGCCUUGCUGCCCUGCGGACAUAUCUUUCAUGAGGAGUGUGUCAUGAGGUGGUUCCUGACUACAGCGUACGACGGUGCCUGCCCUAUGUGUCGGGCGCGCUCCGUGCACCAUGCUAUCAGUGUCUCCGGGCCAUGA
Molecule: messenger RNA, 1210 nt
Organism: Symbiodinium pilosum
Lineage: Eukaryota; Dinophyceae; Suessiales; Symbiodiniaceae
Source: the annotation of a GenBank genome assembly